AUGGCACGCUACCAGCUCAUUGGCUCGCUCCUUCUCCUGGCCAUCUUGGCCGUCAGCUGUGGGGCACAGGCGCCAUCUCGCCGUCUUCGAUUUGGUCGCCUGCGGCAGGUGUCCUUCGCCAGGCAGGAGGUGCUGCCCACUCCAUACCCUGCGGCUGCUGAUCUAAAACCAGCCCCAGAAGAGCCAGCACUCACCUAUGGAGCGCCCCAGGAUGCCGAUGUUGAUCUGAAUGUGAAUGCAAAUGCCUUGCCAGAGGAUAACUCUGAGCCGAACCCCGAGGCCGAGGAAGUCGACACCGAGGAGAGCUCCCUGGAGGUUACCACCCCAACGGUUGCCUCAGCUCCUGCCCGCCUGCGAAGCCGCCAGAGAUUGGCCAAGCUCCAGGUGGCACCCGCCAAGCGGCAGCGUCAGCUUCAGCGCACGUCCCGCCUCGAGGAAUUGCCAGUGGAGGAGGCUGUCGCCCCCCUUCCUGCUCUGGCCGCACCCCAGGUCUACUAUGUCGGAGCCCAGCAGCAACCCUACAUCCUUGCCUACACUGCAGCUCCCCAGCAAUUUGGCUGGUAA
Messenger RNA from Drosophila persimilis, 564 nucleotides. RefSeq lists its product as uncharacterized. The record is from RefSeq and is a predicted model, not a curated record. The transcript has a single exon. Lineage: Eukaryota; Metazoa; Arthropoda; Insecta; Diptera; Drosophilidae. The coding region runs from base 1 to 564 and encodes 187 amino acids.